UUUUAUUUCAAAAAAAAAAAGACCACCCAACGAAGACUUGCAGCGACUUUCUUCUUCACAAGAUUGGAGGAGAGAGAGAAAAUAGAAAGAGGGAAAAAAGAAAAAAAAAAGCAAUUUUAGGUGAAUUUCAAUUUAAUUUAACUAAUUACAAGAAUUUUCCACAAUUCAAAAUCCCCAAAAUUUUAGGGUUUUAUACUUGCUAUUUUCACCUCUUUUGUCCGAUUAAGCAAUUUUGUACAAAGGCUGAGUUGUAUAUCUGGUGAUUGAUGCCAAGUUAGUGUGCUUCUAAAGCAUGCCAUCAAAGUCUAUUCUGGCAAACCAACCAGAGCCCAGUUCUCAUACUACUACUCCCCCAUCAGCAGUCUGUUCUGAACAGUGGUGGCGAACGGCUGGAUAUGGUCAAUUUCCUAUAACAGAUGCAGGUGGAAAUGCACUUAAACAUACAUUGUUAGAUAAUCCCGUUGAGAUGUCAGGAUCUAAAGAUGACCAGUCACUGUCAAAUGCGGGGGAUGAUGAAGAUGAGACCAGCAAGGACUCUGAAACUACGGGAUCAACUUCUACCCCUCGAGAUGGUAGCUCAGGGCAUGAGCUCCAUAAAUCACAAUAUGGUGAGUCCAGUAUGUCUCUUGGAAGUGGGGAUUACUUUUCACAGCAUCCACAACUCGAACUUGUUGGUCACUCAAUUGCAUGCGCGUCAACUCCUUAUCCUGAUCUCUACUAUGGAGGAAUGAUGGCUGCUUAUGGACCUCAGCCCUUGGUUCCUCCUCAGUUUUAUGGGAUGCAUCAACCUAGGAUGCCUCUGCCUCUUGAGAUGGCACAAGAACCUGUUUAUGUUAAUGCUAAGCAGUAUCAUGGUAUCUUAAGACGGAGGCAGGUUCGUGCCAAAGCUGAGCUGGAAAGGAAACUUAUCAAAAUCAGAAAGCCUUAUCUACACGAGUCUCGACACCAACAUGCUCUAAGAAGGGCAAGAGGUACGGGAGGACGUUUUGCAAAGAAGGGUGAAGCUGAAGGUUCCAGCCACUCUGCUGAGGAGGGAAACAAAAAUUCAGAUGCAGGAGGAUCCCGAUCGCAUGGGACUCGUGAUGAACACGCAGACAUCUCCAAUGGCUCAGGGGGAACUAGAGCUGGGGAGGGUCAGUCUAACCAGCAAUGGGGUAACGGCAUGUCCACUGAUCAGGCUCCUCAAUGUGCACUGGCCAUGUGAUGAGCUUGAGUGUACAUUGAGAGUGCCGAGAAUUCGACUACCUGGGUAGAAGAUGUAUAUGUCCUAUUCUCUUUACCUUUUAAUGGCAGAUUCAGAUUGGAUCUUCUCUUGGCUUUAGAUGGCUGAGCGGCAAAUCAUUCUUGGCUGUUUUAUAGUGCUUGUGGUUGGCAGGGAGAGUAGGAUACAAUUGGAUAGCAAAGUAGCAAAUCUAUAGCCUUCGUGCUAAUCGGUUUACCCUCUGGAUUAUGUACAGUUUGUAGUUUUUUCUGUAGUUCAGAGCUUUAGGUUAGUGAGGAAAGAUAACGAGGCUAAGAUAUCAUUUGGUAGCAGUUUUAAGUUCCAUAUCGACUUUUGUUCAUGUUAGUACUUUGUAUAGUUCAUAGGUUUUAUGAUGCUGUUAGGUUCGUAUUUGUGACAUUAAUAUACUUUGGACUGGCUACAUCGCAUGAAAUGUUUGGAACA
Messenger RNA from Beta vulgaris subsp. vulgaris (sugar beet), 1666 nucleotides. Its product is annotated as nuclear transcription factor Y subunit A-1. The transcript is spliced from 7 exons. Gene Ontology annotation, molecular function: DNA-binding transcription factor activity, RNA polymerase II-specific; RNA polymerase II cis-regulatory region sequence-specific DNA binding. Gene Ontology annotation, biological process: regulation of transcription by RNA polymerase II. Gene Ontology annotation, cellular component: CCAAT-binding factor complex. Lineage: Eukaryota; Viridiplantae; Streptophyta; Magnoliopsida; Caryophyllales; Amaranthaceae. The coding region runs from base 293 to 1204 and encodes 303 amino acids. The record is from RefSeq and is a predicted model, not a curated record.